UUUGUUGCUAAAAGAGUAAAAGGUUGUCCUUUUCUUUUAUAUUUUGUCCCUUUGUAUUUCCCAAUUUACCCUCAUUGUCUGCCUUCCUCGAGCUUCUCUGAUGUUGAAUCCUAGCCUUGCAUUGGAAAUCAUGGAGUUCGUGGGCGCCAAGGUCAGGAAAACUCCUUUGCAUGCCAGAUCUGCCUAUUCUCCGCCUCAUCGAUCUAUUCGAGCAUGGUGGCGAUGACGAUCGCUAGUGUUGAUUCCUCCGCGCCUGAGUAACCGCUAUUCAGUGCUAGUUCAGCCGCUUCGGGUGAGUUGUUUCUUUUCCCCUUUUAUUUUUAGUUGUAAAAAAGAUUUUGGUCUAUUCAUUGAGCUCGUCUAUUGUGUUGUCUUUAUGCCUAAGGUAGCAAGUUCGAUGGGAUCCGUACCUGUGUUGAAGUGGCCUAGGAAUGGUUAUAGAAAGCUGAAUCAUAAAGAACCCGAUAAUGCGCUACUUCCAAUGACCGAAUUGAAAAAGGGCAACAAGGCAUCCUUCGAAAAAAGUAAGAGUUGUCUUGAAAGUUCUGAUGAAUCUUAUGACAAGCAACUUCAUGGAUGGUAUGGUGCCAUUCAGAGACAGAUUCGAAGAUCUCAAUACCAAAUGCGAUACAGUCAACCAGUUCGAAUAACAGUUUCCAUUGUUGUUCUCCUUUGCUUGAUUGUUUUAAUUGCGAUUCGCGCAAUGUAGAAGGAAGAAGGCUUAGACACACGUGAUGAUAAUUGAUAUCAGUUUGUAGCUGGAAAGAGCAUGAGGAAUGACAAGCUUUUGCUUCAAGCUAAUUUAACAUUUCAAAUGCUUUGGGACUUAAUAUUUAUAGCCAACCAUAGCAUUUGCUCAGUUAUUCAUUUGUUGCUAAAAAGUUCUCCUUUUCUUCUUUUUUUUUUCCCUUCCUAUUUUAAAAUUGUUCAUCAAGAGCUCUCUCUUGUAGUGGUAUCACAAGUCAUAAGAUGCAUGAGAUGGAGAUGAAAGAGGGAAUGGACAUGUUAGGUGUGAUAUAUACUAUUGUACCUUCUUGAUGAGCUUUGGUUUUGUAUCGAAUCCUUUUGUAACAUGUACAUAUUCAAGAUGAUGUUUUAUUACUCU
Arachis stenosperma is the source of this 1105-nucleotide messenger RNA. RefSeq lists its product as uncharacterized. The transcript is spliced from 3 exons. The record is from RefSeq and is a predicted model, not a curated record. The coding region runs from base 377 to 709 and encodes 110 amino acids. NCBI's taxonomy places the organism in Eukaryota, Viridiplantae, Streptophyta, Magnoliopsida, Fabales, Fabaceae.